Molecule: messenger RNA, 1923 nt
Organism: Sugiyamaella lignohabitans
Lineage: Eukaryota; Fungi; Ascomycota; Dipodascomycetes; Dipodascales; Trichomonascaceae
Exons: 1
Coding region: 1-1923 (640 amino acids)
Cellular component (GO): nucleus
Molecular function (GO): DNA-binding transcription factor activity
Source: RefSeq, a predicted model, not a curated record
AUGUCUAACUCUUUACCGGCUUCUACCUCGGACACUUCGUCGCACCCUGUCUCUAUUUCUGACCUGCAAGACAUUACUAGCUCGGUUCCUAUCAUGACUCCUCCCUCUUCCAGAAAGAGCACCUCAACCCCUUCUGACCCCAUUGAUAAAUAUAUUUCUGCGAAAUUCAAGAAGAGAACUUCAAGUAUUGUCGAAUGGUUGAACAAGACUACCUCCAAGUUGGGUGGAAAGUACGUGUUGGUAGUGGUUGCCCCUGAUGACGGCACAGACAUUUAUUUCAAUUCUCCUAUGGCCAAGUUCGUUGACAAUUUUCUUCUUGAAAAGGAUAUUGUUGAGUAUCUUUCAAAAGGUAGUGAUGGUGAUAUUGAUCCAGAUCGUCCUAGAGUUCCUUCUAUUGCCACAUCAACGAAGCCUAACACGUCGACCAAGUGUAAAGCCAAGCUUGAUCUUUGUAACCAUGAUCGGGUUAUCAGUUUUCUAACUCAGGGUCUUGUUAUUAUUCAACAGGCAACGUGUAAAGCUCUUGCAAAGAGUUGGAUCCGGGAGAUCGAGCCCAAGAAGCAAACCAACUAUCCGUAUAAGCUUGGUGACAUGUCUAAACCGGAUUGGUGGCCUUAUGGAGUGCGUCAUAAGGAGCCUGACCACUUGAACAAAGACGAGAGGGUACAGCUCUUAGUAGGACUACUCACGCACGAGGAUAUCUCUAUUCGCCGUAUUCGUGAAGCCGCUAUGCCUUCUAUCCGUGACACUGAUCCUGACAAGUUGGCCCUCUUGGAGGAGCUUUAUAUUGUUGCGGACUCGGAAAAGCAAUUCCUUAACGGCAAUCUUGAUGAAAGUGACCAAAUUGUUGAGGUUACAGAUCUGAACUAUUGGGAUAGACAGACUAAAAUCGCCAUUCCCAGCAGUAAUCCUACGACGACCGUUAAGAAGGAGAAAGAAAGCGGUAGUCAACUGAAAAGUUCAUCUGGCUUGGGUCAGGGUCGUCUUGUCAACAUUGCUCCGAAGAGCACUUCCCGUGCUGUUAUAAGUAGCCCCAGUAUUGCCCAUCUUAAAUUUGACGCUCAUCAACAUUUUGCUGCCGUGACUAGUGACUCCAAUACCAGCAUAAGUUCGCCAAGAGGACACUCCAACGGUGCCAACAACUCCUCUUCUCUUCGAAUCGCAUCUUUGUCUUCCACGCCUUCUAGCUCUUUAUCUACCACCACUUGUUCUUCGUCUUCUUCUGUUGGUUCAAACUCUACAUCGUCUUCCGGUUCUUCUUUAUCGACGUCGGCGUCUUCAGUAUCGAACUCUUCAUUUUCAGCAAACUCUGGGUUGUCGUCAUCCUUCUGUUCCAAUCCCAUACAAUCACCAAACUCUAGUAACAGUAAUCUCUCCUAUACCUCUAAAGGUACUCCGUUGACUGCUGCUCAUUACCUUUCGCAAUUUGACACUUGGCCCGGUGCCACCCCAUUGUCCAUCCCAGUUGCAGGAAUCACGAACCGAAUGAUGUUCUUAGAGCAUGCGUCAAUCCCAUCCUCGUCUCCAUUUCACGAUGUCAAUAUCAGCCAUGGCUUUUACAUGGCCAACCGGACUCCUCAUAAACCGAUUAGAACCUUUGCCAACCAGGAGCUGGACGAGACCCCAUCGAGAACCACCUCGGGCCAGAAGUUUGACGACAUUGGAACAUCGUCAUCAUCAAUUGAACACACGCCCAAUCCAUUCAACCAGUUGCCAUUACAGCAGUUACCACUUCCUUUUCCUCUUCCGUUACAGAUUCAAUCGGAGAACUUGAACGUACUUGGCAAACGACCCAUGGCUGACAGAUUCAUCUAUCUUGAUGAUGACAACACCCAUGAUGAAAAUAGGUUCAACAAGAAGUUUGACAACGGCAAUACAAAGGUAUUUUAUCAAGAGGAGACGGUGUUAAAGUUUGAGAGCUGA